GAGGAGAUGUGAGGGCUUUUCUCUUGGGGGAGAAAUCGGUGGUCGAGCGCCUGCCCAAAUCACAUGCCACCCUGCUCAGAGGGAAGCCUCCACCCCGGGGAUCCCCGAGGGAGAGCAAGGUCACACCUCCUGAGGACAGCCAGGAGGACUUCGCAUCUUGCCACUUUCCUUCCAAAGGCUCCAGACCCAAGUUCUGCGUCCUCGAGCCCCGCGUUCCCCUGGCCAGACCCUCCACUGGCCCUCCAGGCCAGCGCAGUUCUGGAGCUCACCUCCAGGACCUGGAGCCUGCCCUCCUGCCCAGAAUGACUCACCAUUAUUUCUCGCUCAAGUGAGAAGACGUGAUUUGUGUAUCGGGCUGCCUAUUUGUGUAUCUAGGAUUCCCACGGUAUCUGAUCAGCUCUUCAAGGAAGAGAGCUCCAGGUUUCUGCCUUGCCAGCGCAGGGCAAUCUGGACCAUUCUUGAGAGACUGCCACCUGCUUGCCUCUGAUCCUCAGCCAGGUCACAAGGUGAAGCCAAGGGAGGCUGUGUCUCUGGUCCUCAGCGAGCCCUCGGGGCUCUCCUGCAGGACCCCAGGCCAAUGCUUCCGUGUUUCCUGGGGCCGGAAGCAGCACCCUGAGCUCCCUGCCACCAGGCAGCUGGAAGGCAUAGUGUGAGGCCCUUCUCUCAGCCCCAAUUAUGACAGUGGCCACCGGAGAGCCAGCGGAUGAGGCUGCCGCCCUCCCCGGGCCCCCGCAGGACACGUAUGACCCCGAGGCUGACCACGAGUGCUGUGAGAGAGUGGUAAUCAACAUCUCGGGGCUGCGCUUUGAGACCCAACUCAAGACCUUAGCUCAGUUUCCAGAGACCCUCUUAGGGGAUCCAAAGAAGCGGAUGAGGUACUUUGACCCCCUCCGAAACGAGUACUUUUUCGACCGGAACCGGCCCAGCUUUGACGCCAUUUUGUACUACUACCAGUCUGGGGGCCGCUUGAGGCGGCCCGUGAACGUGCCCUUGGACAUCUUCUCCGAAGAAAUUCGGUUUUAUGAGCUGGGAGAAGAAGCGAUGGAGAUGUUUCGGGAAGACGAAGGCUACAUCAAAGAGGAAGAGCGUCCUCUGCCUGAAAAUGAGUUUCAGAGGCAGGUGUGGCUUCUCUUUGAAUACCCAGAGAGCUCAGGGCCUGCCAGGAUUAUUGCUAUCGUAUCUGUCAUGGUGAUCCUGAUCUCGAUCGUCAGCUUCUGCCUGGAGACCCUGCCCAUCUUCCGGGAUGAGAACGAGGACAUGCACGGCAGCGGGAUGACCUUCCACACCUACUCCAACAGCACGAUAGGGUACCAGCAGUCGACUUCCUUCACUGACCCUUUCUUCAUUGUAGAGACCCUCUGCAUCAUCUGGUUCUCGUUCGAAUUCUUGGUGAGGUUCUUUGCCUGUCCCAGCAAAGCCGGCUUCUUCACCAACAUCAUGAACAUCAUUGACAUCGUGGCCAUCAUCCCCUACUUCAUCACCCUGGGGACGGAGCUGGCUGAGAAGCCAGAGGAUGCCCAGCAGGGCCAGCAGGCCAUGUCGCUGGCCAUCCUCCGUGUCAUCCGGUUGGUAAGAGUCUUUAGGAUUUUCAAGUUGUCUAGACACUCCAAAGGUCUCCAGAUUCUAGGUCAGACCCUCAAAGCCAGCAUGAGAGAAUUGGGCCUCCUGAUAUUCUUCCUCUUCAUCGGGGUCAUCCUUUUCUCUAGUGCUGUCUAUUUCGCAGAGGCCGAUGAGCGAGAGUCCCAGUUCCCCAGCAUCCCGGAUGCCUUCUGGUGGGCAGUCGUCUCCAUGACAACUGUAGGCUAUGGAGACAUGGUUCCAACUACCAUUGGGGGAAAGAUCGUGGGUUCCCUAUGUGCAAUCGCAGGUGUGUUAACCAUUGCCUUACCGGUCCCUGUCAUAGUGUCCAACUUCAACUACUUCUACCACCGGGAGACAGAGGGAGAGGAGCAGGCCCAGUACCUGCAAGUGACGAGCUGUCCAAAGAUCCCAUCCUCCCCUGACCUGAAGAAAAGUAGAAGUGCCUCUACCAUUAGUAAGUCUGAUUACAUGGAGAUCCAGGAGGGGGUAAACAACAGUAACGAGGACUUUAGAGAGGAAAACUUGAAAACGGCCAACUGCACUUUGGCUAAUACAAACUAUGUGAAUAUUACCAAAAUGUUAACUGAUGUCUGAUUGAAACCUAUUAACCUACCCGCAGCUCCAUGGAAUACUGCAGAUACUGCAUAAAUAGCCUGCAUUGUAGUCAGUGUGUUCUACAGUGUGUAUCUGGUUCUGCAUGGAACGCAAAUAGUGCAAGUGACUUUUGAUCUUUUGAUUUUUGAUUUAGAACACAGAAUAUCUAUCCCUGGCUUUCAUGCAAAUCUUCAUCACUGGCCUAGGGGGUUCUAAACAGGGGAGUCAUCUAUGGAGCCAGAAUUUCAGAAAGACACAUUGGGGCCACCUCCUAUCAAAUACAUAACCCGCCCCAUCUGUACCACCUUCCCUCCCGAAUUAAACACGCACAACACCCGGGGAGACGCACCCCACCGCUCCCAAGCCUCCGGGCCCCCAAGCCCCUGGUCCCAUAUGAGCCCACCUCCCCCUUCACAGAGGAAAACCGUGGUGGCUUAGCUUGAAAGCACCGGGAGUUAUUCAAAAGGUCAUUUCCCAUUUUUGCAUUGAAAAGAACACACGGUCCUGCGUAUUGGAAUUACUUUCUGUGUCACGGGCUGGAGUUUGUGUGAAUUGCAGUUGCCUAGCAGGUGCUCCGGAGGCUUGUGUUUCAUAACGGAAAAGGCUGCUUUUGGUUUUUCUCUGCAGUGUGGAUGUGGGGGAACCCCAGGGGGAGGGACAGUCAGGAUGACCGAAGGCGAGUUGCCCAGUAGCACGUUCGCCCUUAGGCCGAUGGGGAGAAGCUAAUGAACCAAGGGACCUCUCAGCUUCAGACCUCGCCAUUUUCGCAGGCUUCGGGGUCACAAAACACGCCCGACUUCUGCGUUACGCUGGAGUUUGCAGACACCUGCUUUCCCAGGGCGAUGCUGGUGGCCCUGACACCACAGCGCAGUUUCCAGUGAUGCAAUAGACCUGCAUGGGUGUGUGUUGCAUGAAUCUCAGUAGUUAAAACACAGGAGAUAACCUAUUUUCCUAGUAGCCUACACAGUAUUCAUAUUUAGAGUAUCAAUAGCCCCGGAGUGGCACGGAGCUAGGGGUUUGUUUGGUUUGUUUUGGUUUUUUUUCCCCAUCAAAGGACAAAAGCCCUCAGGAGAAAGGAAAAAAAAAAAAAAAAAAAAGAAGAGACUAUUUGGAACGGGGAACCACAACUUCCGGCUCUCCAGCCCACCCCAUCCCCCCCGUUCUUCCACGUCGGGGCACAGACCUCUUGCAAAGCCCGGAAAGGGAGCAGGGAAAGCAGCGCCCCGAACACCUCACAUAACUGCACCUUACGAUUGAACUUAGUCAUGGGCAUAACUCUAUAGCUGACCAGGGCACCUGGUCCCGAGGACAGGCAGAUUUGUGGAUCCAGUGUAUAUAAGUAUAUAUUGAGUAUCUCUUUUACAAGUUCCUCUACUUACCUAGCUAUAGAAGAAAUUGCAUUUGAACCUUGUAUAAGCUUAUGCAAUAUUUCUGACACAGGGCAAUUUAUGCAUGUGUUUGACUACGUGCACUAGCGUAUGUAUGUAUAUAUUAUGUAUUAUAUACAUACAUACAUAUGUGUGUGUAUAUGUAUGUAUGCACACAUGCACACACACUUAUAUAUAUACAUACAUAUAUAUACAUACAUAUAUAUAUAUAUAUAUAUUCAUUCUCUGGAGUUCAGGUUCAGGAGCAAAUCCACUGCUUGGUGGUUGGUUGUCUGAGCAGCCUAAUAGGUUGGUUUGUCUCAUUGAUAACCCCACUGGGACUGGGUUUGCUGCCGUUGCCUCAGACACUCCAGUCUUCAUGGAUUCUUAGAUGUUAGAAUUGUCUCUCUGCCCUCCAUGUGCUGCAGCUUCAGUUCCCCGUGGCUGAAGCUUGUCUCACCGAGUACACAAGGGCCUGUGGCCCUCACGGCUCCCGCUGCCCUGGGCCACACCCGCCCCAGGCCUCUUCUCUACAGCCCAUCAUGUUCAUCAUCUCCCUUCUCAUCUUUGCCCACCCUCUUUGGCUUUUCUUGUCAUUUGGCUCUGCAUCAGUCACUUUAAUGACCCUUUCCGUAAAGAGCCAGAAUGGAUCUCCUGCUUGAAACCAGGGACCCAGUGCCACAGGUCUAGACUUGAAGGGAGCUUCCUCAGUGUGGAAACUCCAGAAGUCCCGGGCCAAGGGAUGGAGAUGCUAGAUGAUCCAUGGCAUCAUUUCGAUGGCCCGGCUCAAACUCUCUCCCCAUUGCACUGGCAACCAGAGCUGCUUAAAUAAUCAUUCCCUGUCCUGGGACAGAUUGAGAGGGAAUGAGCACUUCGCCUAAGGGCGGAGUUCAGGCUGGCCCUGGAAUGGGUUGCGGUGGGGAAGCUUCCGCCUCCCAGACUGGGCUUCCUCACCUUUCGACAUAAUAGCUUGUAUUUCCCAAACACAGUGUGGUCAGGUCGCCCAACCUCGGCUCCAGCCCUAGCCUCACUGUUGGCUAUUUAGCACCUACAGUUACCUUAGGGGGUGGGGCACCAGCUCAGGGUGCUAGGCCCAGGGUGCUCACUAGUUCCUGGUCACCCACAUCCCCAGGGAUCUGCAGGACGCCCCAUGCCCAGCGUGAAGCCUCUAUGCUUCUCUUCCUCUCCUUCAUGGGAGGUGGUGCUGAAUUUCCAAGACAUGGGGUGGGAAGGGCGCAGACCUUGGGAAACAGAUGGUAAAACAACCCAUACCCAAGGCCUCGGUCAGAGGGGAGAUCUCCUAUCCCGUGGGCCUUGACCAGGGACUAUAAAAUAUCCACAGGUGCAGGCACAAUGCUACACGCCCACCGCAAAAUAGAUACACUGUCGACCCACGCAAAUACAAAACGCACAGAGGCCAAUUAGUGAAAAGGGCAUACACAGAUGAUAUGUAACUACACCUGUAUCCAAAAUAGGCAUAUUCAGCACAGACCUAGAACAUGCUUACCAAUACAGAACGUAACACAGAAGAUCUACGCAUACCACAUACAAGGACACAACCACAACUCAGAUGCAAAAUGCGUAAAAACCACAUGAACACAAUGGGUGUGUAUACACAGUACACCAAGGAUACUUUAUAUUGUUUCUGCCCACCAAAUACACACAAACUCAGUUUAUACACACAAUGCAUUUACUCAUAUGAGGCACACAACGUACAGCACACACACCCAAGCACAUACACACAUAAUUCACAUGGAGGGUACACCUAUACUCAGCUCUAUCUCUCUGCCCCCAAAGCUAUAAAUCAGUAGGCAUAAACAAAAGAUGAGAUUUCAUCACCUUUCCCUAGCCUGCAUCUGUACUCCCCCAAUAGCCUUCAAGAAGCCUCUUCCUCUACGCUCUUCUCUUUCUCCCACUUCCAGAUUUCAGAGAAGUAACCCCCAAGGUUUAAAGCAAAAAGAUGAGCCACCACCAUUGUUAAGCAGAUCUUGGAUUAAGACUGGGAAUCUCAUAGGGCUUCUACUUAUUCACCUUCCUCCCACGAGAAAUGUGAGUGUGGAAGGACCUGGGACAGCCUGUAGCCUAUUAACACACACCUCCUUGCCAUGCCCUAGCCUUUGGAGCAAGUCCACAUAGACAACCCCCUUGCCCAGGCUCCCCUGCUCCCAACCCCGGGAUCUCUAGAUUCAGCUCCGUUCUCUUCAAAGCAGUGAUGGCUCAAGAAACUGCAGGGUCCUGAGCCCAAAACCAGAGUGAAGAUGCCCCCAACAUUCUGUCAGUCCUCAGACUUCACUGCCCUUCCAUCCUCAAUGGCUUUGUCAGGGGCGGGUCAGAAAAAGUCAAGACCACACGUAAACUUGUCUCUUAAAAUGAGCCCCCUUUCCUUGCUUGUGGCAUCUCACUUGCUCUUGGGCAUAAGCCCAGUGGGGUCAACUCCUGAGUCCCCUUUAUGGGGAUCCAAUCCCAGGCAUGCUCCACUCCUUUGCCGGGUCUCCACCUGGAUGCCCUGCCUCCCAUCCAAUUUGCUGCGCCUUGAGGAAACGCUCACUAAUUCAGCUUACGAAAAUCACGAUUGAGGACGGGAACAUAAUGCCACACAAGCAAGCAACAAUUUUUUAGAAGGCCUGAUUUUUAUCCUGUAUUCUAAGGCCAGAUUUAAAUGCUUCAUAAGAUUCCUCUUUGAAUGGCGCACAGAGCUGCUUCUUCCCACUGGUAGCUGGGUGCUUGUUGGCCAAGGCGUCACCUCAGAAGGAAAUUGAGAAUUGAAGUCAGGCAUUGGCUCAGGCAUGUCUGUCUUUACUCCUGUGGCCCUCCCGGGUAUGUCCCUCCUAACGAUGGCCACAGCUCCCAGUCUCCACAGAGGAAGCACCAGCAGCAGAGAAGGACGUGUGGGGUCCAGUGUGCACGUUCAGGGCAAGACGCCGGGCCUUUCGCGCACUCCCAAGUCCAGGGAGCAAUUUUCCCUUCAGGUUCAGCAGGUGUUGCCAUGAGCUCAAACUUUCAUUUAUGUUAGAGUUUUCAGGAGGCUAAAGAGAAAGAAGUCCAGGAAAGGUGGGGAGAUGAUCAGGAAGAGAGGGUCCAAUUGCAGCAUAAACUUUACAGGAGCUGAAACUUAGCUGAGGACAUAAUUAAGGCUCUGUGCUUCCUGAAGCUUCCAUGGUGUCAGACACACUGUCUGCCUUCCUCUCUGCUUCCCUCUGUCCCUCUCAGCUGGGCUUCUGAGAAUGGAAUAGGCAUGUCACCAGGAGGUUAGCCUUUUGAAAGGAGCCUGCAGGGAGUGUGCCUCCGGACUCCAUUGGCUGGAUGUGGAAAGGACUCCAUGAGAGCUUUGUUGGCCUGAGUGCUCAUGUGGCUGUCUCAGGUGGGGAGGCUUGCAGGACUGGCUUGUCCCAUCUGCUGUCCCUGGAUCUCUCACUCCUUCAUAGUGAGGACCUUGGCCAACUUACUUCCUCAGAGUCUGCCUAAAAUACCAAUGCUAACCCAUGUUGAGAGAGGGAGUGCCCUCUGAAGAGUCUCAGGCUGGGGGUUUAGUGCGGCCCAUAGUAGGGGAGGAAAGAAGAGGUGGAGGCUGACUUUUCCCCAAAGGAGAUGGUAGGACAGUUUGCAAAUUGCAUGUGAGGGUGGCACCAUAGUCCCACGGCAGGCAGGAGGAGCACGGGGCUUUGAAUGGUUUACCCAGGAGUGAGGAUGGUGAGCUCUGCUCCAGCUCUGGCUCUCCUGGGGGCCAUUAUCGUAACAACCUCCAUGUGGGUGAUGGCUGCCUGGUCUGAGAGGCUGGUCCACAUAGGCUGUAAUGCCUGGGCUGCUCCUUGGCUACACAGCGGAGGUCCCCCAGCCUCGGCAAAGUGUCCAUUGCCAGGUUUGAACGCAUGACCUUAACCUCUAACAUCGUUAGCCACCUGAGCCAGCUAGCAGGGUGCUGGAUGCUGGGAGGUGUCCACAUGGCUAGCAGGACCAUCAUCUGUAUCUUCAGAGUCCGCCCUUGUUGAGACCAGCCCCGUUUCCUCAUCAAAGCAGCAAGCAGGGUUAGGGGGAGGGGAAGGAUCCUCUACAAGCUGGGAUGGGUCUCUUCCUCAAACCGAUCUAGUUCACUUUUCUCUUCUUUCUGCUUCCCUUCCCACCAAAGCUCAACUCCAUCUCUCCUAGUUUGUGUUUGAGUAUUUUUAACGAGGAAACGUGCAAUAAACUAAAUAGUGACUGUUUUCUUUAGCAAUAGCUACUUCAAAACCAUGUUCUCAGGACUGAAAAGUGAUAGUACCUGGAUUAUCAGAUAAUGCCCUUGGCUUCAGGGCAUUAGCUCUCUGUCUGUGGCUCCCUCUUCUUCCCGCGUGUUCACACGACCCCUGUCCUCAGGGGCUCUGACCCUCCUUGGGAAGGUAAACCUCUGCAGAGGUGCAACGCACACACACAUACACGAGGAAGGUCCGAGAGAAGGCUUUCUUUGUCGCUCUCUUUCCCACGUGCACGGCUCUCUGUCCCUGUGUGCACCUCAGUCCCUCUCUCCCUCCCGCCUACCCCUGUCUGCCAGGGCAUUCUCACAACCUGUAGGCCCUGCAACCUUGAGUUUGGGUGACCUCACGCCAGCCCAUCUCGUUGACUCUCAGUCAAUCUGGCAGGGUGUAAUGGAACCCUGCAGGAAAGCACUUACCAAUAGAUAAGAAUAAAGCAUCCUGAGCCAUUACAGAUCACUUCCAUGCACUAAAAGCCAUUACUUGAUCCAUUUGUUUCCCUCCCCCCCACCCCCCCAGGGAGGUGGAUGCUGGGGGAAUGUGGCCUGGAGGUUCAUACCUGGGAUCGGUAGCCUGGGCAGAUUUGGGGAAGGGCCCUCUGGCUGUCCUUCAAAAUAAGCUCCAUGAGAGCUGUGGAGGGAAGCAAGUUACUGGGGGGAGAGGUCUACAGGGGUGGAAAGUGGGUGGUUAGGGCAUGACAUUGGAGCAGCAAAAGCCCCACCACCCCACUACCGUGUGCAGUUGCACAAAUAUUUGCACACGUUACUGGGGGUUUCAGAAGAAUCCCCCUCUCCUGAAGAAAAAUCUGUAAGGUUAGAUACUCAGACUGGACAAUCAAGAAAGGCUGGCAACCCCAGGGUCCUAGUCCAUUCCUUCUCUAUCUACCUUGCUCUAUACACGUGUGUACAGCAAAACUGUUAACUGAUGGGGAAAUCCUCAGGGAAGGGAGAGUCCUGAUUGCUUUACAAUUAUGGUGGUUUGAGUGGGAAUGGGACACCCUGUCUGGGUUCAAUAUUUGCUAUCGGAAAAAAAAAAAAACAACCCAUUUCCUAAGUAGGUUAGUAUAAACUUUCCUGCCUUAGCAAGUAGAGUGUUUGAAGAUGACAGAAGACCUUGCAUUGCUCAGGGUCAACACUGUAAACCUCAGCGCUCAUCAUAUGAAAGUGCAGACGGAGGAGACCAAAGAGAUAGGCUGAAUGUACACCGGCCGCAAGGCAUACCGGAAGUUGGCCAUUUGGGCACGUCCUGGCUCACCAGAUAAUGCCCUUGCUGUCAUUUGCCUCUUUCUAUGGAAAGUAUAGUAAGAAAACGUAAUGCUUGCGUUAAUUGAGGUUUGGGUUCGUUGGUCCUGUGUUAUCAGAAGUUUUCCAUAUAUACAUAUAUCUGUGUAUAUAUAUAUAUAUGUAUAGUAUAUGUAUAUAUGUAUACCGUUGUUUCAAAAAUUAUACACUGACCGACCCCCUUAGCUUCACUAAUGUGGAAUAAAUUUGGCAAUCCGAGGAAUAAACUGCAUUUAUUUGAAUUUUUAAAUGCCAUCCCUUUGCAUUCUUAACCACUUCUCCAGUUCAGCUCUCUUACUGCUAUGUGGGAACCUCUCUAGAAGGCAAUUCUUUCAUAACAAACGAUCGGGCUCCAGGAUUACCUCUCUCCUCUCCCUCCCAGGUGGCUGCCUGACUCAGGGAUAAAAGGGAAGUCUGAUCUAAGGGCCAGGUGCUUUAUCCUUUGUUCUGUCUGCCCUGGUUGGCUGUAACCUCAUCACUGAAGCCAAAAAAAGUUAUUCCAAACUUUUGGA
Leptonychotes weddellii (Weddell seal) is the source of this 9563-nucleotide messenger RNA. It is a transcript of the gene KCNA2, whose product is annotated as potassium voltage-gated channel subfamily A member 2. Gene Ontology annotation, molecular function: delayed rectifier potassium channel activity; protein binding. The record is from RefSeq and is a predicted model, not a curated record. Gene Ontology annotation, biological process: protein homooligomerization; action potential; potassium ion transmembrane transport. Gene Ontology annotation, cellular component: axon terminus; membrane; juxtaparanode region of axon. Lineage: Eukaryota; Metazoa; Chordata; Mammalia; Carnivora; Phocidae.